Molecule: messenger RNA, 561 nt
Organism: Peronospora farinosa
Lineage: Eukaryota; Oomycota; Peronosporomycetes; Peronosporales; Peronosporaceae
Source: the annotation of a GenBank genome assembly
AUGGAGGCUAUUCAGCAGGAUAUGGAGCCGUUUUGGACAGAAAUGAAUGCUUUGCGGUCAGUGAUCAGCACAACGGACGUAGAUCCAGCUUGUAGAGGAGCCUGUAAGAAGGCACUUGAAGCCAACGCCUGCGGUAUAGUCGAGCCUGAAGUGAACCUGCGCAGGCUCGAAGAAGACCAGAAUGAGAAGCGUGCAGAUGGCGAACCGUCAAUGAGAUCAGGCAGUAAUCCAUGGCAAAACCCACAUCUGGAAGGACCUCGUGCCGAAGCGCUUGAGUAUCUCCGUAAAGAGAAGGAAGGGUACAUGACAACAAACAUUCUGUACCAAUUUUGGAUCCAAGAGGCGUCAAAGAACCGCAAGUUGUGUGAGUCUAAACAGCUUGCCAAACAAGUGGACGAGACAAAGUCGAAAUACGCUGACUUUGAAAAGCAAGAAGCGAAGUUGCGAGAAGAGCUAACAUACGCCAAGGAACAGCAGAAGGAGCUGCAGUCAAUGCAGAAGAAAGAGCUAAAGAAACAGAAGAACAAUUUGGGCAAAAAGUGCAGGAAAAUGAGGAGCUAG